Molecule: messenger RNA, 1155 nt
Organism: Trachymyrmex cornetzi
Lineage: Eukaryota; Metazoa; Arthropoda; Insecta; Hymenoptera; Formicidae
Product: odorant receptor 13a-like
Exons: 6
Coding region: 1-1155 (384 amino acids)
Biological process (GO): sensory perception of smell; detection of chemical stimulus involved in sensory perception of smell
Cellular component (GO): plasma membrane
Molecular function (GO): odorant binding; olfactory receptor activity
Source: RefSeq, a predicted model, not a curated record
AUGAGUACUGUCAGCCCGGCAGUGAAAAUUGGCCUCCGAUUUCUCGGCAUAUGGUCAGACGUGUCAUAUUCUACUAUUUAUUGGCUGAGUUUUAUGUCGAGUAUGUUGGUUAUACAGUACUUCCAAUAUAUGUACAUAUUUGAACACUUGAGGAUUAGUGAGUUAUCAAAUCUUGUUGAUGGACUGCCUAUGACACUUGAGUAUAGUUUGACAUUUCUUAAAUUGACAAUUCUGUGGAUACAACGUCGAAUUCUUCAUAAAAUUCUUGCUAGUAUGGAUAAUGAUUGGCAUGAAUGCAUCAAUACUGAUCAUCAUUUGUGCAUAAUGACAAUUAAAGCAAAUAUAUCUCAUUUCAUAUCCAAUGCUAUAUUGAGCUUUACUGCCAUCGUUGCAGCACUUUACUUCUUAGGCGAAUACGCAAUUCGUUUCGUACUUCUAACCGAAAAUUAUAAUGACACUUUAAGACAGCUUCCUUUAAAGUUGCAAUUUCCCUUUGAAAGUCAGCAAUCGCCGAUAUUUGAAGUUCUUACUGUAACAAUAUUUCUACAUCUGAUGUUACACGCAUGCACGGUCGCUAUUUUAAAUGGAUUGAUUUUUACUUUGGUGCUACACACGAGCGGACAAAUUGAUAUAAUAUGUCAAGAGUUCAAAAAUAUUUCCGAAAAAACUCUUCUUCAGGGAUCUCUUGCAUCUUCAUUUGGAAUGUUGAUCAAGAGGCAUAACAGAGUAAUUUCAUUUUCCAAGAACAUCGAACAACUCUUCUCCUUUAUCGCAUUGAUGCAAGUUCUUUGGAAUACGUUAGUCAUUUGUAGUAUAGGAUUUUUCUUAAUAGUUUCUAUCCAUAAUGAAGCUAGUGUUUUCGUAUUAGUGAAAACUGUUUUUGCUUAUUGCGUUAUAAUGGUUGAAGCCUUUAUCAUUUGCUUUGCUGGAGAACAUCUUAGCCUCAAGGGAAAAUUAAUUGCAAAUGCAACAUAUGAAACGCUGUGGUAUGAUAUGCCAGUAAAUACGGAAAAAAUUUUAAUGUUUAUAAUAAUGAGAUCUCAGAAGCGAUUGACGAUUACAGCAGGGAAAAUGAUAGACAUGUCAUUCGAAACUUUUGCGAAUAUCAUGAAGGCAUCAGCGUCUUAUAUAUCUGUUUUAAAUGCUAUGUAUUAA